This is a messenger RNA of Penicillium antarcticum, 1845 nucleotides long. RefSeq names its product oxygen-dependent protoporphyrinogen oxidase (gene hem14). The transcript is spliced from 3 exons. Gene Ontology annotation, biological process: heme biosynthetic process. Gene Ontology annotation, molecular function: protoporphyrinogen oxidase activity, oxygen as acceptor. Bases 1 to 1845 code for a protein of 614 amino acids. The record is from RefSeq and is a predicted model, not a curated record. NCBI's taxonomy places the organism in Eukaryota, Fungi, Ascomycota, Eurotiomycetes, Eurotiales, Aspergillaceae. Gene Ontology annotation, cellular component: mitochondrial inner membrane.
AUGCGGCUACCACAUUCCUCGAGCCUAUUAAGGCGAGGACAAUUAGCCAGUGUCCACAGCCACCUAGGCUUCUCAGGCGUUCGCAGCCACAGCACCGCCGUGCUAGGCGGUGGCAUCACCGGGCUCACAGCGGCCUGGCAGCUGAUCCAGGACCCCAAAUGUGAGCAAGUCGUGCUAUACGAGAAGUCAAACAGGCUAGGAGGAUGGGUUGACUCCGAAACCAUCCCUGUCGAGGAUGGCAAUGUUGUGUUCGAGUAUGGGCCUCGGACAUUGAAGAGCUCCCUGCCAAGCUCUUUACCUUUGCUUUACCUAGCUACCAACCUUGGCUUGUACAAAGACCUCAUCAUUACCCCGAAAAGCAGCCCCGCGGCUCGCAAUCGCUACAUCUACUACCCCGACCAUCUUGUUCGCAUGCCCGCGCCUGAACCGAAAUUGACGCCGCUUGAGUUCAUAAAGAAGACGUUGAACACUAUUUGGAAUGAGCCGGUCUUCGACAAAUUCCUCGCGGGACUGUUGCAUGAUAUCUAUACUCAACCGCGUCAUGCGACUGAAUGGGCGAAAGAUGAAUCCGUUGCGGACUUCAUCGGACGACGAUUUCACCCCAAGGUCGCCGAUAACCUGGUUUCUGCUGUGUACCACGGUAUCUAUGCCGGUGAUAUCGAUCAAUUAAGUGCCCAGAUGCUCAUGGGCUCGAUUCGCGACCUCGAAGGAGGCACCGGGGGUGUUGGUUCCUUUGUGCCUGGGGGCAUUUUCUCGUCUAUGAUCAGCCGGGCAUUCUCUCGCAAAAGGACACACGCCAUAGAUGAUUACCUGGCUGUAGAUGCUAUCUCUGGCUCCCCUGAGCUAUCGAAAUAUCAGCACGAACUAGAGGGUAUAGUGGCUGGAGCUAGUACUUUCACCUUUAAGAAUGGUGUUGGCCAGCUGAUUGAUGCUCUGGUUGCUUCUUUGAAGAACUCCGGCAAGGUCAAAAUUGUAACAAACUCGAAGCUCGAACGUCUAACUUUGGAUUCUGUGUAUGGAAUUCAUGUCAAGACUCCAUCGGUCAACGGAAAUGGCCUCCAAACACAAAAAUUCAACCAUGUCAUAUCUACAAUCCCCCCAGCAUCACUAGCCAACAUACUCCUCCCAGCCGAGGGAGUGAGUAAAGAAUACGAAGGCAGAACCCGCAACCUCCUCCAAAAGCAAAACUACGCCGUGACGGUAAUGGUAGUAAACCUCUACUACCCAAACCCAGACCUCCUCCCAGUGGAAGACGGCUUCGGUUAUCUUAUCCCCCGCUCAAUCCCCUACGACCAAAACCCCGAAUGCGGACUCGGCGUGAUCUUCGCCUCAGCCUCAAGCGUAGGCAACAGCCCGCACCCAACCAAAUCAACGGUAAAUCAAGAUACAGCCCCAGGAACAAAACUCACAGUCAUGAUGGGCGGUCACUACUGGGACGGCAUGGACAAAUAUCCAGACCACGACACGGCCGUCAAAAUGGCCCGUGAUAUGCUAAAAAGACACCUCAACAUCACCGAUACGCCAACCGUCGCACGCACCCGUUUGCAGAAGGACGCUAUCCCCCAGUACACUGUUGGUCAUCUGCAGCGCAUGUAUGAUCUUUCAUAUGCAACACGGGUCGAGUACAGGGAGCUGCUCACCCUCGCUGGCAACUGGUAUAAUGGCGUUGGUGUGUCUGACUGUGUGAAGCAGGGUAUUUUGUCGGCGACGUAUGGUACUGGUAGAGUUAUACCUAAUACCACACAUGGUCCUUGGCGUCCAUGGAAUGGUGUUGUUGAUCCUAAGUGGGAUUAUCAGGGUGGUAUUGCUAUGUCGCCUGUGAGGUUUACUGAUUCGCGUUUGUAG